Molecule: messenger RNA, 5360 nt
Organism: Pocillopora meandrina
Lineage: Eukaryota; Metazoa; Cnidaria; Anthozoa; Scleractinia; Pocilloporidae
Source: the annotation of a GenBank genome assembly
CGAAAGUGUUUGACGUCAGUGGAGGAGGGACUAGAGAGUUUGUCACUAACACAAAUAAAUAUACAAAGAGUUAUGUCGGAGUUCCUCUUCAAGAAGAUUGCGUGAAGAAUGGAGGGUUCCAAUACCACCUGGGUGCUACUAUUUUUUCUGAACUGUGUAAUUUUACUGGGCAAGUGAUGUUGAAAUUAGUUUUGAAAUAGUUUGGUUUGAUUGUAUCAUUUACGCGAGCGGCGGUUACAAACCAUGUCGCCAAUACUGAUAUGUUUGCCGCAUGAAAACGGUCCUCUUUUAGUAGUCGAGUUUGAAUAUGUCUGACUCAUAGCCUUUAUGGUUUCGAUUUCAGAAGGAUUUCAAUGGUCUUAUCAGCAACAGGCAAACCAUGUAAUCAACGUAGUCGCCGGCUCAAAUGUUUCACUGCCAUGCGAUUAUGUGCUGACUCCUCAAGAAGAACAACAAGCUGAUAUAUUUCAUUUGCUGACCUGGUCCAGAGAACAACCUUACAACAGUGAUGAAUGGGCUGGAUUAGCCAUCAACUCAACAUUGAUUGGAAGCAAAGUCAUUUACGAUCAUCCCCAACACAUUUUCAUUUCGGACAGGACUUUGAAUGUUAUGAACGUAGCCGAAGAAGAUCACACUCGUUACCAAUGCUCAUUUCGAAGUAGUUUCUUCACAUCACCAAGUAUUAUCGAGUUAAACGUACAAUGUAAGUAUUACAUAACUUUAAGGUGUUCUGAAAGUUAGAGGUUAUCCUACCUUACGACUCGCUAAGUAAACGUUCUCUCUUGUCACCUCUGCGACGUAACUCUGAUCAUUAUUGUUCAUAGAACAUUCUCAAAGCAGAAUCUCGUUGUAAAUGUACCUCCAAAAUGAUGUGGUUGGCUUUAGGAAAGAGUAUCAGAUUUCGUCACGUAGCGCGACUCAAACAACUUCGAAGGCUAACGGUAGAUUUACAAUGAUUAAAACUGAAUGGUUCCUUUCGACGAUCGGUCGACGCCAUUUCUUUCGAUUUGUAUCUGGGCUUUCGGUUGUCAAUAAGUUUGUUAUUCACACAUAAGACUUGUCAAUGGUGAUAAAAAAUGUAUAAAUUAGAUAGACACAUGUCAGAUCAUUCGUUGUCAACAAGAAAUUAAUCUUAAUUGGCUUUGCAGAAGAACCAUUUAUAUUUGUUUUUACAAUCCUGUGUUCCCUUUUCCUGUCGGGUCAUUUGCUGCUUUUUCAAACUUAUUAUUCAGGAGCCAUUCUUAGGAAAAAAGGAAGGACACUUGCUUAUGUUUGGGCACAUGAAGAUUGUCAAGAUCUGUUUCCAAAUCACACAUGCUUUGGCCAAUGUGAUAUGUUUAAGAAAGAAUGCUUUCUCUUUCCACAUUUCAACCAAACUAUAUUAGACCCUUUGAAUGAAAAUAACAGUUCAAAUACAUAUAUAAGAUGAAAAGUUCAAAAGAGCCAAGCAAACUUGUAUGAUGGCAAUUAUAAGCAGGUGUUACCAUAAGUAUUAUCGAUUUGCAUAUCAGAAAGCAUCAAAUACGAGAAAUGCAAAAUUUUGCACACUAUCGUGGUGAACAAGGAAAUUUCAUUGGGACAUUUUCGCUGCAUGGUGUUUUUAAAAACAAAUUUACACUUUCUAUAUUGAUUUGCAUUUAAAUGAAAAUUAUAAAAAAAAUUGUUUUAACUUAUCUCAUUGUGAGUCACAUCUCUGCCAUUUCUAAGAGGUAGAAACUGUAAAAGUAUUGUGGUACAAUUUUCUUUAUAUGUAUUCUGGCUUUUAAUUGAAACACUGAAAGAUUUUGCCAGCAAGAUUUGAUUUUCUGCCCUAACUAAAAAAUAUUUCACAGACUGCCUUGAUUUUCCCAUAAGAGAGAAAUAGUACAUUGACGCUUACCGCACUAGAAGCCUGCUAGUCUGUGGAAUAGUAUAAUUAUCCGUUUGAGCUUCCUUUUGGUGUAAAAGGUAAUCAGUCCUAAAUCCCAAGUGCUAAGGUUGACAUUCUGAUAAGGCUGUUAUUAGGCUAAUGCGGUUAUUGGCUGUCUUUAUCUUUGUCGAUUAGCAAGUGUGAUAAAAAGAUUAGGUGAAUAUCAAAGACACGUGACAUGUUGGCUGCCAGGCAACAGGCAAAGUUUCCUGGAAACUUCAGAAAGUGAAGUGUUUCUCAUCUUCAAAAAAUGGAUCAAAUGGGUUGUAAACUAGAUGAAAUCAAUAAAUUAAGAUGUGUGAAGGUAGUUAUCAACAGUCCCUAUGCUUCAUGUUUACAUAUUUCUCAUUUAUUCCCUCUUAAUUGAUUUUGCCAUGAAUUCUUUCUCUCUCUCACUGGCAUCCACCAGUUAGGAGAAGUGAAUAGUAACUAGAUUGCUGGAUGUUUAAUUUCUCCAUGAGUAAAUUAGUAAUUUUGAAGUGCCUAGAGAGAAGCUGUUCGCAUUGUUGUUUUUCUUAUUAUGUAAUUUGAUUCUCCAGACAAACCCACAGACACUCUGCUCAGUAGUUUGGUGGAGCCAGCACAAGAAGGGAAACUCUUAGUGCUCACCUGUACAGCCCGUGCCAAUCCCUCGGCAGAAUAUAAAUUUUACCGCAACAACAAUUUGAUCAGCUCGUCCAGCACAGGUGUACUUACUUUUGUUAGUGUCAAGAAAGAGGACCAAGGAACUUAUCGCUGUGUUCCUUCUAAUAAACUGGGUGACGGCCCAGAAGCAACUCUCACGGUGACAGUUGAAGGUAUGUGACCACACCUCGUUGUACAUUUUUAUUUUAUCAGUAAAGUUUUUAUAAAUACCAUCAUGCCGUUCUAGAAAAAAAAAACACCCUUGCAUGCAAUGUAUUUUACCCCAUUUUUAUUCAACAUGUCCAAAAACUAUUCCAAAGAGGAUUUGGCAUAUUUAAAUUAAUUUAAUGGAGUUACUGAAAGGACUGAACCUGAUUCAGCUACUUUUUAUCAUGUGUUUGUGAUCUAAAAUAUGUCAACUUAUGAUUGUUUCAUGUAGAUAAAGAGGAAUUCCCAGUUUGGGCAUAUGCUGCCAUUGGUGGAAGUGUUUUAUUUGUCCUUUUAAUUGCCUCCUCGAUCAUUGUAUUUUGCCGUUCAAAGAAGCAAAAUAAGAAAGGUAAAUGCUUUUGUCAGUUAACUAUACUGUGUAGUCUUGUAAAGUGUCACAUGCUUAACAUGUGGAAGUAUUCCAAGCUGUUGAAAAAAUGUUGGAGAAUAGCUAGUCCUGAGAGUUACAAUUUUAAUUAUACACACAACAGGAGCUAAGAUGGAUAAAAAAGCUUUGUUUUAACAAAUUUUAUUAUCCUUUUCUUUGAUUUUGAUUUGAACAGAUAAGAGGGAGAUGGGAUCACAGAAUAACAUUUCCAGGUACAAUAAUCAUGAUUUCAUACUACUUAAAUUAUCCUGAAACAGAAGCACAUAUUGUACCUUAGACCAGUGUAAAACUUAAAUCAUCAUUUUCUUACUUGAAGUUGUAUUUAUCUUUUGCUCUCUCAGACAAGGAACCAAGAGAGGCUCUCACAUUGGUUCUACUCUCUAUGGAGAUCAGACGAAUGGGGGAAUGGAGGUGAGCGAUCUUUGUGCGCAAAUGUGUCAUACAUUUUGAUUUAAGUGCAGUGAAUAGUUUUGCACCUCUGAAACAAACAUUCGUUCAGAAUUUUGCCCUAUAUUGUGUAAUUUUUUUUGGGGGAGGGAGAUAAAGAAAUUUUUCAAGUAUCAUUCAAAAUGAACUUAGUUAUUGGUGGAAGUGUUCCUACCUAUAGUCAUUGGUUGAUCCUAUGGGCAUGUUGUUUCAUUUGCAUGAUUUUUCUUUUUCUCCUAGAUUGGUUAUCCGAAUGGAGCCUUGAGCCUAAAUGAUGUUAGAAUGAGUCGUGAGGUUUGUAUUCCUUUGUUUUCAAUGUAUUUUUUGUGGAGUCUGUCGAUCCCAAUGAUUUUGUCAUACUGUCGUCACUUGUUGUACCCAGGUGGUUGUCAUCCUACCAGCAAGUGCAUUAUAAGCCCGACGACAAACUCCUGUCUUUGAAAACUUUCAUUUAUUUUGUUUCCUGUUAGUUUGUCAAUUUUCUUACUAAUUGUGAAAAUAGUAUUUUCAUCUCCUAGAUGCCAAUGUCAAAGAAAUUUUCAAAUAUCAUUACCUGGAAUGAUACAUUGAAUGUAGCAAUUGGCAGAAAGUGUUCCCACCAAUUUAGAAAUAUGUCAUCAAUGGUUCUACAUGCAUGUUUUUUUCGUUUCUGUAAUUAAUGUUUGAUGUUACUUUUUCUUAUAGUUUGGUUAUAUGAACGGAGCCAUAAGUCUGACUGAUGUUAGAAUGAGUCGCGAGGUUUGUGUCCCUCAGUUUUCAGUCUAUCAGCUAGCAUAGUCUCAUUUGAUCCCACUGUUAUUGUCAUAGCAUCGUCACUUGUGCUCAGAUUGUUAUCAUCUUACCAGCAAGUGCAUUCUAAGCUGCCAAACUGUUGUUUUUGAACUCUUUCAUUUGUUUUGGUUCUAUCACUUUGUCAAUUUUCUUACUCAUUGCAAUAAUGAUAUUUUUGUCUCUUAGAUGCCUGAUGUAAUGAAGGGGGCCAUGAGUGCAAAUGACAUUAGAUUGGCAGAGGUGAGUAUUCAUUAGAGUUUUCAUGCACACAGUUUGUAAAUACAUGCCUAAUUUGAUGCUUUAGCAAGAAAUACACUUGUUAACAGGUUCAGGGUGUAAUGUAUGUAGAGGUGAAUUAAGAGUUACUAUGGUCUCCUUUCCUGAGUUUACAUGUGCAGGAGAGCGAUAGUCCACCUUUCCUGCAAGGUAUUCGUGUCAUUGGGCUUAUUCUCAACCAAAUCAUUUGUGAGACACCAUGUUCCCUAACAAUUUUGGUUAACGCAUAGGAGGUAACCUUAAGCACAAAAUUCAUCCACAAGAAGCAGUGACAUUCGCUCAACUUUCAUUCAUUUCAAGGUACUUAUGAUCAUAAUGUUGCUCGGUAGUUCAGUGUUCCCUGUUAAAGUUGAAUUCUUCCUUUACUGAAACCAGGACCAACGCUCCACAGUUGGUGUAGCCUACCCUACCCGAUCUGUUAUUCAACUGAUUGCGGCUGAAGGAGAAGUAGACUCUAGAAUUUAAUGCAACAGAACAUAAGACGCUCAUCCAAGAUGAAGACAGAUGUGAGCAGCUCCCACAUUGCUGGAUAUUGCAUCACCUGUAAUGUUCUGUUUUACAGUCAACAGACAACCUACAGUGGAAGGGUUCCACUUAAAAAUUUUUAUAUUCAAACUAAAAUUAUUUAUUAAUUACCACCACAGUCGUCGCUAUUUGUAACUGUCACAGUUUUAAUCAUUUUCAAAACUUUUUUACUUUUGUAUUUUGUAGUGAAUUGAAUUUUUACUGUUGGCUGUCAAUGUAUUUAAUACAGAACAU